Mercenaria mercenaria is the source of this 1182-nucleotide messenger RNA. RefSeq lists its product as uncharacterized. Bases 77 to 904 code for a protein of 275 amino acids. The transcript has 6 exons. Gene Ontology annotation, cellular component: trans-Golgi network. The record is from RefSeq and is a predicted model, not a curated record. Lineage: Eukaryota; Metazoa; Mollusca; Bivalvia; Venerida; Veneridae.
AUGGUAUAAACUCUAGAUUUAAUCUAUUGUCGCACUAAAAUUGAAACCAAAGAAAAGAGAAAAAAAUCAAGAAAAUAUGGAGAGUCAUGAGGUAUCGACGGUACCCUUCAGUAGGAAGUGUAUGUCAAUGUUUUUUUCUGUUUGUGUGGUAUACGUGUUGCUUUGUGGAGUUGCAACUGUUGAGAGUACCACUUGUGAACAACAGGGUGUCUGCGCAUGCGUGUUUGAAAACGGAAGCAAGAUAGACUUAUCCUUGCUUGGGAAUAAAGAUGGAACACCUCUAAUCAAAGAUAUAAUAGCAUAUGGACAGUAUGGUUAUUCCUUCAACCCGUGCUACCCAUUUAACGAGGAUAAAUGCAUAAAUGUAGCGGCUUGUCAGAAUGAUGGGAUCGGCAAUGUAUAUGCCAUCGGAGACGCCAGCAGCGCUAACUUGACGUAUUUUGCUUCCUCAGGUAUCUUAGCUGGCGUAUACACCAGUUUGGGCGACUUUGGUAAAACGAGGACUUCGAUAGUGUCUUUUGUCUGUGACCCUGCUGCAGAUAUACCCAAACUAGAGGUUUUCGGGGAAGGACCAGAGCUUACAUACAAAUUUGCAAUAACAUCAAAACACGCUUGCAUACCGGAACCAACACCUAUCCCAACAUCCACUGAAACACCAAAGAAAAGUUGUCAUACGAACUAUGGAGAUUUUAUCAAAAGAUGCGAAAUUGAAUACGAUGGUCACCAAGAGCCUGUCAAAGUUCUGUUUAUUCGAAACUGGAACGGAAGCUGCAAAUUUCCCACUAACAAGGAUGUUGCUGUUUCUAUUUACUCGGAGAAUUCGACGUGUGCUGGAGUGACUAACAGAUGUAGUCCAGUUCAAGCAUUUUCAGUCAAUGGAGAAGUCUGCAAAGAACUGAACUGAUGCACUUAACAUUGCAUAAGAAGACUUUUGUUGUAUAUAGUCAUUAGAAGUUUGGCAUGAAUUUACACUUGCUUCAAUAUUAUGAAUUUUUUUUGUAAUUUAUAUUUUAUUUCCAGAGAAACUCCUUUUACAUGUUAGCAUAAUACAGCAUAAAUUUUUCAGUAAAUCAAUAGCAUGAUAUGUAGAAUUACAAACAGAUGACUGCACAUAAUACAUAGUGACAAAGUCAGUGAAUAACAACAACAACAGUCGUGAAUAUUCUAAUGCCAGCAAAGAUA